This is a messenger RNA of Amphiprion ocellaris (clown anemonefish), 1347 nucleotides long. RefSeq names its product lysophospholipase 1 (gene lypla1). Lineage: Eukaryota; Metazoa; Chordata; Actinopteri; Pomacentridae. The record is from RefSeq and is a predicted model, not a curated record. The transcript is spliced from 9 exons. Gene Ontology annotation, cellular component: cytoplasm. Gene Ontology annotation, molecular function: palmitoyl-(protein) hydrolase activity; carboxylic ester hydrolase activity. The coding region runs from base 294 to 992 and encodes 232 amino acids. Gene Ontology annotation, biological process: protein depalmitoylation.
ACUACGCGGCAAGUCGGUGCACCCUGCGAGUAAUGUGCUAGUGGUUAGUGUGAUCCGACGGUGUGUUAAAUUGUCACAAAAUUCAACUUCCAAAAAAGAAAUUCAACUCUGCCCGCAGUAACGGGAGGCGGUGUUACCGUGAUCUCCGUCGCCGGUCGGUUAUUUGUCCUUCAGCGGUUUUGUAUCCGACAGCCGGGGUUGGAUCAGGAUCGACACAGAUUGACAGUUGGGGGGUGUCGUUAUUAGCUAACAUUAGCUAACUUCUCACUACAUAUCAGCUGCCUCAGCGCUGUAUGUGCGGCAAUAACAUGUCAGCGCCUUUACCUGCCAUUGUGCCUGCUGCCCGGAAAGCCACUGCAGCGGUCAUAUUUCUGCAUGGCCUUGGUGACACUGGACAUGGUUGGGCUGAAGCAUUUGCAGGCAUCAGGAUACCACAUGUGAAAUACAUCUGUCCACAUGCUCCCACUAUGCCUGUUUCUUUGAACAUGAGGAUGUCUAUGCCUUCCUGGUUUGAUAUAUAUGGACUGAGUCCAGAUGCAGAUGAAGAUGAGGCUGGUAUUAAGAGAGCAUCAGAGAACAUUAAAGCCUUGAUAGACCAAGAAGUGAAAAACGGGAUUCCUUCGCACAGAAUUAUCCUGGGUGGAUUUUCACAGGGUGGAGCGUUGUCUCUCUACACAGCUCUGACUACUCAGCAGAAGCUCGGCGGUGUGGUCGCUCUGAGCUGCUGGCUUCCUCUCCGCAAGUCCUUCCCUCAGGCGUCUGCCAACAGUGCUAACAAGGACAUGCACGUCCUACAGUGCCACGGGGAUGCCGACCCCCUGGUCCCUUUUGUAUUUGGCAGCCAGACAGCAGAGAAGAUGAAAAGUCUCAUCAAUCCUGCCAACAUCACCUUCAAGUCCUACCGGGGUCUACCUCACAGCGCCUGUCCGGAGGAAAUGGUGGAUGUCAAGCGAUUCAUAGAGAAGCAGCUUCCUCCCAUCAGCGACGAAUGAACUUGAGAGUGUCCGCUCAGCCGCUCAGCAUCAACAGUCCUUCAGGCUCGACUCUGGUGAGACUCCUUGGACUCGAGGACCACUGACUUACUUGACUAUAAACCCACGCUGCUACUCAUAGAUCCAGACAGGACUGGGGCUGCUAACGCGUUCAGCCCCGGGGGAAGCAUGAGUGAACCGAUGCUGCAUCCUGACCUGGAGCCACUCACACUCUCAGUGUUACAGUAGAGUAACAUUAGUUGCUUGAUUGUAAAGCUAAUUGCCAUUGGGAUGGGAAACGUAUGUAUUAUAAUAACUAGGGCUACACAUUAUGGUUUAAUAUCUACUGUCUCACAAUAAAUGGCCUGUUGUUACA